Macroventuria anomochaeta is the source of this 1931-nucleotide messenger RNA. RefSeq names its product acid phosphatase PHO12 precursor. Gene Ontology annotation, cellular component: fungal-type cell wall. Gene Ontology annotation, molecular function: acid phosphatase activity. Lineage: Eukaryota; Fungi; Ascomycota; Dothideomycetes; Pleosporales; Didymellaceae. The coding region runs from base 286 to 1716 and encodes 476 amino acids. The record is from RefSeq and is a predicted model, not a curated record. The transcript has 2 exons.
CUCGACUGUUCCUGAGGACGAGGCGCGAUGGAAGGAUUCUUCCGCUGCAUCAAUUUGGCCGUCGAAGUUAGUGAUACGAGAUAACCUCUCCUUCACCCGGUGAGGCCCACGUGUUUGAACGGUCCCGCAAAUACCCUUGUCGAGCUGCCCACUUGGGAAACAUUGCCAAAGCUCAUCUCCGAACGCUCAUCGCUGGUGCUGGGCAUUCAAGAUGGAUAUAAAGGUGACCGAAGGUGUUGAGAUGUGUUGUUGUGGUACUCGACACUGCACAGUAUCGCCUGCAUCAUGGGACGCUUUACCACGGUUCUCACCGCCGUCUCGGCCAUCACCAUCGUAGCAGCUGACGACUUCAACAUUCUACAGCACAUUGGAGGAAAUGGUCAAUGGUUUCCCGGACCUGAAGUGACUGGCAUCUCGUCCGAUGUGCCCGCUGGAUGCAAGGUCGAGCUCGCUGCCUUCUUCUCUCGCCAUGGCAGCCGUUACCCUGACAAUGGCGCUUACAAUGAGUGGACUGAUCUCUAUACUCGCAUUCAAGCAGCUUCAAACCUCACAGUGAGCGACGAGAGCUUGAACUUCCUCAAGACCUGGAAGCCUGUGCUGUCAGACCCCUCCAACCAGAUCAGCCAGCUUUCUACUACUGGCUACAAGGAGCUCACUGAGAUGGGUGCGACAUGGCGCCUUCGCUACCCUGACCUGUAUGACUACAACACGCCCUUUAUCAUGUGGGCGAAUUACUACAAGUCAGGCCCUCGUGUGCGUGAUAGCGCACGUCUCUUCUCUCACGGCUUCCUCGGUCCAAAUGCGACUGACCUUGGUACAAUCUAUGCCCUGAACAGCACCGACCCAGCAUCCUGGAUGAACUCGCUAGCUACGAGUGACCUGUGCAAAGCAUACAACGACGAAGGUGGCAGCCCCUACAAGGAUGUCUGGGACAACAUCUACCUGCCACCGAUUCGCUCCCGCCUCAAUGCUAAGAUCCAAGGCGGCUUCAACUUCACCCAGGGGGAUGUGUCCAUUAUCCCGUACUUGUGUGGCUUCGAGACUCAGAUCACUGGCCGCCGAAGCCGCUUCUGUGACAUCUACACUGAAGAGGAGGUUCUGCAGUACGAAUACGCCCAGGACUUGCGCUAUUGGUACGGCACCGGCCUGGGAUCCGACAUCGAGAAGUACAACAUGCUGCCAGUCGUCGAAGGUCUAGUUCAGCGCUUCGUGGAUGGACCCAAUGCGACGUAUAAUAACGGCAACGGGACCUUUGUCCCCCCUAAGAUUAUCGCUUCUUUCUCCAACGAUGGCCAGAUCAAUCAGAUCAUUGCCGCAAUUGGUGUCUUCGACAACGAGCCUCAGCUUCCUGCGAACAAGACCUUGCCAGACCGAAAGUUCAGAGCAAGCCGUCUUGUACCCAUGCGUGGCACAGUCGCGUUCGAGCGCCUGUCUUGCCCUACUGCGUCCAACGGCUAUGCCACCAGCAACUCAACGAGCGAAGCUUACAUGCGCAUUCGCCUGAACGAGGUCGUGUACCCAGUCGUGAACUGUACAAGCGGUCCUGGAUCGUCUUGCCCACUCUCGCAGUACCAGAGCAUUAUCAAGAGCAAGGUCGAUGCGGUUGGUGACUUCACGAAAAUCUGCAAUACGACUGAUUCCAGCUUUGCGGCGAGGCCGACUGCGACGUUCUUCCAAGAUAACACACUGCCGUAUCAGCUCAUCGUGAAGCCGUAAGGAUUUGCGGGCACUCGACCUGGUUCUUAGUCAAUCAUGCUCAGCCCAAUAGCAACCAUGUCUCAUUGCCAGUCGCCCAUCUCUUUAACCGCGUUCUUCUCAUCAGAAGUUUGAGCUUAACAGUUUGAGAGCGAUAGAAUCAUCAUGAACAGCUCAGAAAAUUGUUUCCAGGUGCCAUAUCGCUCGGCAAAAUGUGUUCCAGCAAAAGUCUUUCC